AUGGCUUUAGGGCUACUUCUCUUGGCUGUGGUAGCCUUCCUGAGUGUAAUGGUGUUGAAGUCUGUAUGGUAUCAGAAGAAGCUCUCUGGGAAGCUUCCUCCUGGGCCAGCACCCUUGCCCUUCAUCGGGAACUACCUGCAGCUGAAGACAGAGUUUUACACCUCCAUCAUAAAGAUCAGUAAGACCUAUGGUCCCGUGUUCACCAUAUACCUUGGUCCUCGACGGUUCGUGGUGCUGUGUGGAUACAAGGCACUUAAGGAAGCCCUGGUGGAUCAGGCUGAGGAAUUCAGCGGACGAGGCAGGUUGGCCAUCUUCCACAAUCUCAUCAAAGGCAUUGGAUUGGGACAUAACAAUGAGGAUCAUGCCAAACAACUUAGACGCUUCUGCAUUACCACACUGCGUGACUUUGGCAUGGGCAAGCGUAGCAUCGAAGAGCGAAUACAGGAGGAAGCAAGCUUCCUUAAGGAGACGCUGCAGGAUACAAGAGGUGCCUACAUUGAUCCCACCUUCUACCUGAGCAAAGCAGUCUGCAAUAUCAUUAGCUCCAUUGUCUUUGGGGACCGCUUUGACUAUGAGGAUGAAGAGUUCCUGUCACUUCUGAAAAGAAUGCUGGGACUCAUGCAGUUUAUGUCUUCAUCUGCAGGCCAGCUCUAUGAGAUGUUCUAUUCUGUGAUGAAUCACCUGCCAGGGCCACAGCAACAGGCCAUUAAGAAGCUGCUGGAACUGGAAGCAUUCAUAAUCAAGAAGGUGGAGCAGAACCAGGAAACCUUGGAUCCCAAUUCUCCAAGGAAUGUCAUCGACUCCUUUCUCAUCCGCAUGCAGGAGGAGAAGAAUAACCCCAACACAGAGUUCUAUGUGAAGAACCUGGUGAUUAUCACAUUGACACUCUUCUUUGCGGGCACAGAAACAGUGAGCACAAAUCUGCGCUAUUGCUUUCAGCUGCUCAUGAAGUACCCAGAUGUGGCAGCCAAGGUCCAUGAAGAGAUUGACCAGGUGAUUGGCAGGGACCGGCAGCCCAAGUUUGAGGACCACAUCAAGAUGCCCUACACAGAGGCAGUGAUUCAUGAGUCCUUGAGAUACGGAGGCAUGUCUGCUAUGGGCCUGGCACGCAUGGUCACCAAGGACACCAGAUUUCGGGGUUUCUUCAUACCUAAGGACACUGAGGUACUCACUAUGCUGGGCACCCUGAUGACUGACUCCAAGUUCUUCCCAGGCCCUGAAAAUUUCGAUCCCCAUCACUUCCUAGAUGAGAAGGGGAAGUUUAAGAAGAUUGAAGCUUUUAUGCCUUUCUCCAUGGGAAAGCGAUCCUGUCUUGGAGAAGGCCUGGCUAGAAUGGAGCUCUUUCUCUUUGUCACCACCAUCAUGCAACACUUCCAGUUCAAGUCUGCACAGAUGCCACAGGACAUGGAAGUGUCACGCAUGCAAACAGGAAUCACUACACUCCCACUAAAAUAUACCAUGAGCUUCCUGCCCCGCUGA
Castor canadensis (American beaver) is the source of this 1479-nucleotide messenger RNA. RefSeq names its product cytochrome P450 2A5-like. Gene Ontology annotation, cellular component: intracellular membrane-bounded organelle; cytoplasm. Gene Ontology annotation, molecular function: oxidoreductase activity, acting on paired donors, with incorporation or reduction of molecular oxygen, reduced flavin or flavoprotein as one donor, and incorporation of one atom of oxygen; iron ion binding; heme binding. Gene Ontology annotation, biological process: coumarin metabolic process; epoxygenase P450 pathway; xenobiotic metabolic process. Lineage: Eukaryota; Metazoa; Chordata; Mammalia; Rodentia; Castoridae. The record is from RefSeq and is a predicted model, not a curated record.